AUGGCCCCAAUCUUCUGCUGCACCCAAAUCAGCCCAUUCAGACCAACAAGAACAGAUCAUGAUGCCAAAUUCCAAACCUUGCUCACCUGGGCCAAAGAGGCAGAUACCACAACCGAACCUGACGCUGAUGUCCUUGAUCUUCUCGAAAACCAAUCAGCAUUCGUGAUUCAGAUUGUUCGACAAGUCAACUAUGGCCCCUUGGAAUUCAAACGAUACUUCACGCCCUCCAAGGACGGAUCUGGUUUUGUAGAGCUCACCGAGAAAGCGUUGAUUGACGCAAACUUCCAAAAGUUGAACUCUUAUAAGAACUAUCGCUGCUCCUCGCACGACAAAUUCUUCGAAUUCAACCUCUACCAAAAGGAUCCAGUUAAUAAGCACCAUUGGCGUGCCAACAUCGCGCGUCCAGCUACCGAGAUUGAUCUAUGA
Molecule: messenger RNA, 426 nt
Organism: Glarea lozoyensis ATCC 20868
Lineage: Eukaryota; Fungi; Ascomycota; Leotiomycetes; Helotiales; Helotiaceae
Exons: 2
Coding region: 1-426 (141 amino acids)
Source: RefSeq, a predicted model, not a curated record